This is a messenger RNA of Penicillium brevicompactum, 1851 nucleotides long. RefSeq lists its product as uncharacterized. Bases 1 to 1851 code for a protein of 616 amino acids. The transcript has 3 exons. NCBI's taxonomy places the organism in Eukaryota, Fungi, Ascomycota, Eurotiomycetes, Eurotiales, Aspergillaceae. Gene Ontology annotation, biological process: DNA-templated transcription; regulation of DNA-templated transcription. The record is from RefSeq and is a predicted model, not a curated record. Gene Ontology annotation, molecular function: DNA binding; DNA-binding transcription factor activity, RNA polymerase II-specific; zinc ion binding.
AUGAAUACGUCAAUCGAGCCCGCGAGCUCCAAAAGGAAGCGCCUGUCUCAUGCAUGUAACAAUUGUCGACAGAAGAAGACUCGUUGUGAUGAACAGCAGCCCUGUCGCCCAUGUGAGCAAGCCGGAGUGGAGUGCAUAACAACCGAUAAGCGUCGAGAUGGCGCGCCCGUCGCCCGACGGCGACGCACUGGUGCCUCGGUUUCAUCUCAGCCACCCACCACACCAAGUUUUUCAAGUCCAUCAAAUGACCACAUUCCAUCUGUUCUAUCUGCGCAAGAUCGCCCACGGCUGUGGUCUCAAUGCUGGGGUCGGGAGCGCUGGAGGACGGGCCGCUUGCCGAUGAUGCCCCGCUUAUCCGGGGGCAGUAUGCUUGAGUUGACAAAUGAAUGGCUGAAUCUUGCUUUUUAUCGGAUGAAAGCGAGGCGAAACUAUUCUAUUGCUCCCGUCAUCGAUGACCGAUUCUCGAACUCUUUACCUCGCUGUGCUCCCAAUCUCCCUUCCCCGACGCAGACUCGGGGCUUUAUCGACUCUUAUUUUGCUACCAUUCACUGUUUGUUUUCAUUCGUUGAUCGCAGUACUGUGGAAGAUAUCUAUGACUGCGAUUUGACUCGAUCUGAAGGCUCCUCGCUCGUGUCUGAAAGCUCAAAUCCCUGUCGGGUGGCGUUAAUAUAUUUGACUGUAGCGGGUGGGAUAUUGGUCACGCCCGCGUCAGAAACAUCUCAAAAGCAAAUCCCAACCUAUCUCACAUAUUGCAACACGCUAUUAGGCCAUCUUGUUGCGACCCGUGCCUUGGAAUCAGUUCAAGCAAUACUUUUGUUUGCGAUAAUCCUACGCUGCUGCGACAGGGUUGCUUGGGCAUGGGAUCUUCUCACGAUGGGGGUUUCAAUGGCAAAGUCUAUGGGAAUCAACCAGGUCGAAGAAGGUGGCUUCCAGCAGACGCGCUCGUCCAAUGCAAGCGACGGAGUUGCCGCCAAGACAUGGCGCACCAUGUAUGUUUUCGAAAAGAUUCUCGCCUUUGAGAGUGGUCGACCUUCCAUGGUCUGGGAUCACAAGCUCUCGAAGGGACGCGAGAAACAACAGACAACGGGAAUGAAGAAGGAAACCGAGUUUGAGUUCCAGGACGCCCUGCUCAGAUUAGCCAAUGUCCUCCAUGAAAUGCAGGAACGUUCAGCGCAGGCUUGGCAUAGAGAAGAAUCGCUACCCCAGUCGGUAGAUGAGGCAAUCGAAGAGAAAAUACGAACAGGAGGAGAGCUAGCCUUGCUGCUUGGGAAUUGGAGGGAAAAUCUACCCUUGCAACAUAACGCAUUACUGGUCAACAAAGACGAACUGUUUGAAGUUGUUGAUAAAUAUGCAACAGGCAAGCCGUGGAAACAGCGGCUUCUUGACAGCCCAGUGGUGGUAAUUGAGGCCGCUAGGGACUUAGUGAGGCUUUUAGUCGAGCUUGUCGACUUGGGAACACCCAACUUUCUGUCGACACUUGCCUCUCCACUUAAUGCAGUCGGCGUGCUUGCUGUGCACAUUAUGCGUGAGCGUGGGUCACUACUGAUUCGAUCCGAAUAUGAGUUGAUGAAAGUUGCCACACAGCUCACUCGAGCCUUUUACCACAAACAUGGGGCAAUGUGCAACGCCGAUGAUUUCCUUGACAAUUUGGAUCAAUAUAUACUAUCUUGGCUUGAAGAGCCGAUGCCAAGGCUGAGCGAUCAGUCGACUAUAAGUCCUACGGCUGCAUUCAAUGAAGAAACAAUUGAUCUCGCCCAGGAUCAUUUUCUCCCAUCUUGGGGCCAAUCCUCUCUUGACUGGGCUGGAUGGGACUGGAAUGACCUAAGUCAUCUGUUCGAACAUAGCGAGUGA